Molecule: messenger RNA, 12626 nt
Organism: Paramuricea clavata
Lineage: Eukaryota; Metazoa; Cnidaria; Anthozoa; Malacalcyonacea; Plexauridae
Source: the annotation of a GenBank genome assembly
UUUUAAUAUAAAGAACUAAUUUACGUAUAUUUUCGAAACUGUAAGUGGAAGCACUACUUCCUGUUUACUUUUCAACAUGGCGAUUUUAGGAGUUGGUCAUUCUUGAUCUUUUCCAUUCAAAACACGACGAUUUUGGAGCUGGAAAGGCGUGAUUGCCAAGAUGUUACAGCAAAUUGUAGCCGGGCUUAAGUCCCGAAGCCCCGAUCAGAAAAUGGCGGCUGCCAAACGACUACAACUGCAUGUUUCAACCGAACUUCGAGAAGUUUCUGCCGAACAAUCGACAGCCUUCAUGGAGGAUUUGAUUCACAGUAUAUUUGAGAUGACUUCCAGCACAGAUGCGAGUGAUAAGAAAGGUGGUAUUCUUGCUAUAAUGGUGUUGAUCGGUGUAGAUCAGGAAAAUGCAACUUGUAUGCCGCGAUUUGCUAAUUAUUUAAGAAAUUUAUUGCCAUUUAAUGAUCCACAUGUUAUGCAGAUGGCCGCUAGAGCUAUGGGCUGUUUGGCUUUAACAGGGGGGGCAUAUACUGCAGAUUAUGUAGAGUUUGAAUUAAAACAAGCUUUAGAAUGGCUCGGCAGCGAGCGCAAUGAAGCAAAACGCCAUGCUGCCGUGUUGGUGCUUCGUGAAAUGGCUUUAAACGCCCCUACAUUUUUCUUCCAACAAGUCCAACCGUUUUUCGAUAAUAUUUUUGGUGCUGUUCGAGACCCAAAGAAAGAAAUCCGUGAAGGUGCAGUAGAAGCGCUCCGUGCUUGUUUGAUCAUACUGGCACAGAGAGAAACAAAGCAAACUCAGAAGCAGUCUUGUUAUAGUCAAAUUUACGAGCAAGCAAAAAAUGGCUUUGAAGAUACAACAACCACAAAAGAAAAGGGGAUAAUGUUAACCAAAGAAGAUAAAGCCCAUGGAUCAUUGUUGCUUAUCAAUGAGCUUAUCAGGAUAUCUUGUAUAGAAGGUGAACGACAUCGUCAGGAGUUAGAAGACACCUACUCGGAUCAUUCAGAAGAUUUAACAAGCGUGGACAAACUUGGUUCCUCACCACUCAAGAGCCGAAUUCUUCAACAAAGUGGUAGUCAAUCACAGCACCACCUGGAUGUGACCUUGACUGGAAACUCCAUCAAUGAUACCCACCAUUGUCACAGUCGAAUCUGCCGAGAAUACCUGGAAGAGAAAUUUGAUGAGAUGUGUCAACUUGUGUUCAAGUUCCGAGGUUACCGUAAUUCUUUGAUACAGCAAGCGCUUCUGGUUUUGUUGCCACAGUUGGCGUCAUUUAAUCCAACAAAGUUUGUUCACAAGGGCUAUCUAAAAAAUUCCAUUCAAUACCUAUCUGGUGCAUUCAGACGUGAGAAGGAAAGAUCUGCUGCAUUCAAAGCCAAUGGUCUUGUCAUCCUAGCUGUCCGAAAUCAAAGAAAGGAUCUGGAGUUGUUAUCAAAGAUGACGUUAGAUCAAAUCAAACAAGCAUUACCAAUGAAAGACACUGGUCAUAAAUCAAAGCGUCAACUUUCAGUUGACCCAAUGGUGUUUGCAUGUAUCAGUUGUCUGGCAAGAGCUGCUGGAAAGAGCAUCUAUAACCCACUCAAAGAAUUACUGCAACCCAUGUUAUCUGUUGGUCUCAGUCCUGCUUUGACCGCUUGUUUAUGUGAUCUUGCUCGAGAGUGUACUCAACUGAAGAAAAGCAUCCAAGAUGGUUUGUUGACAAUAUUGUCACAAAUUCUAAGAAGUCGGUCAUCUCGAUCAACCCAACCAAAAAGUUCAAGCCAGCCAACUACUCCUGCAGGCACUGCUUUGUCAACCGACCAAACUGAAACAUCUAACAUUGUUUUGGCUCUAAGGACACUUGGUUCAUUUGACUUUGAUGGUCAUCAGUUGAUAUAUAAUAAAUUGAUCAGGCACUGCUCAGAAUCAUUUCUUGCCAGCGAGAACAAGGAUAUUCGUAUGGAAGCUGUUCGAACAUGUUCGAGACUCUUGUCACCUUCUGUACACCCGAUGAUUGUCCCUAAUGCCCCACUAACAACUGGACCAAUCAGCCCAGCUUUACAACAGCUUGUCUCAGAAGUUUUGGAGAAACUUCUCUUGGUUGGAAUAACAGAUGAAGACCCUGAUAUCCGUUUCUGUGUAUUGUCCUCAUUAGAUGAAAGAUUUGAUUCUCAUUUGGCUCAAGCUGAAUGCCUGGAGCAGCUCUUUGUAGCUUUGAAUGAUGAAGAAUUUGAGAUCCGUGAAGUCGCAAUUUGUACCAUUGGGCGUCUCAGCGGCCUGAAUCCUGCGUACAUUAUGCCAACAUUGAGGAAGACACUGAUUCAGAUUCUCACUGAACUUGAGUACAGUGGUGUGGGAAGAAACAAAGAACAAAGUGCAAAGAUGCUUGGCCACUUAGUUCGGAACGCACAUCGCCUAAUUCGACCUUACAUGAUACCGAUUCUUAAAGCGCUCAUUCCUAAACUCCAAGACCAAGAUCCAAAUGUUGUGACGAGUGUUUUAUCAGCUGUUGGUGAACAUGCUCAGGUGUGUGGCACAGAAAUGAAGAGAUGGCUUAACGAACUAUUCCCCAUCAUCAUUAACAUGUUACAAGAUGCAUCGUCCUUGUCCAAACGUGAAAUUGCACUGUGGACGUUGGGACAACUUGUUGAAAGUACAGGUUACGUUGUUGAACCGUACCAAAAGUAUCCCAACCUGCUUGAUGUUCUCCUGAACUUCCUGAAGACGGAACAAGCAUCUGGCAUUCGUAAGGAAGCAAUCCGAGUUUUAGGACUCCUUGGUGCUUUGGACCCAUACAAGCACAAGCUGAAUCAGACUGGAGGAGUUCGUAUUGAUUCUGGAGUCAGCCAAGAUACUGGUGAGAACAUGGAAUCAAUGGACAAUACAACAAGUGAGAUCUUAGUGAACAUGGGAAGUGGACAGCUGGAUGAGUUCUAUCCUUUGGCAGCAUUGGGUGCGCUAAUGCGAAUCAUGCGUAAUCCAUCGUUGUCUGCGCAACAUUCAAAAGUUAUUCAAGCUGUAACUUUCAUCUUUAACAGUAUUGGUAUGAAAUGUGUCACAUACCUCCCUCAAGUUAUGCCUCCGUACUUGACUGUCAUACGAACAUGUGAAACAUCCUUACGCGACUAUGUCUUUCAACAACUAGGCAUGCUAAUUGGUAUCGUGAAGCAGCACAUCCGCAGCCAUUUGGAUGAGAUCUUCACCCUGAUCAAAGAGCACUGGACAAUGGACAGUUCACUUCAAACCCUGAUCCCACUUGUUGAGACGAUUUGUGUGGCCAUGGGCGGAGAAUUUAAGAUCUACUUGCCACAAAUUAUUCCACAGAUCUUGAAGGUUUUCAUGCAUGACAACUCGCAGAAUAGGAUCUACACUUUGAAACUCCUGACUGCAUUUCAGAAAUUCGGCUCAAGCUUGGAUGACUAUCUUCAUCUAAUGAUCCCACCAGUUGUGAAGCUCUUUGAUUCCAGCGAUAUCUCAAAUAACGUGCGUAGCAGUGCUCUUAAAACAAUAGAAAAACUUUGUGAGCAGCUUGAUCUUACCGAUUUUGUGAGCCGAAUCAUUCAUGCUAUUGUCCGUACCCUUGACACAGCGCCAGAGAUGCGUGUACCAGCACUCGCAACACUCUGUGCCCUAGUCAGUCAACUAGGAAAGAAAUUCAUUACUUUUAUCCCAAUGGUGAACAAGGUUAUGGUGAAGCACAAAAUAAGUCACAAAAGGUAAAUAAAAUUUUAGAAUCGGUGCUUAGUAAAAAUUCCCAAAUGGUUUUCGUGUAAAUGGUUUUAUAUAUAUAUACACGUUGGAUAUCAAGUGUGUACUGGUCGGCUCUAAAUUGUUCAUUAUUUUGAACGAAUAAUUCUUAAAACUACAGUUUAUAGUACAGUAAUUUCAUUUAUAGAUUUUUGUUUUCAUGUAUCGUUGAGACAUUUCACAAAACGCGAGUUGAAUUCAUAGGGGGAAAGUUUAAAUCCGCUGUAUGAACUAUCCGAAGUACAAAAUAAUAUGAUGUACAUAAUACAUGAAAUCAAUCAUGCAUGAUAUGUUCAUGUCGCAAAAAAGUUUAGUGACCGAGACAGUCCGGGAAGGUCAACCGUUGAACAAAUCGAUUUGUUCUUCGGUCGUUCAUCAAGCACAUUUCAAACUUUCCCCCUUUGAACUCAAAUUGGGUUUCAAAACUCAAACCAGUUUUAAACCUUCCAUUUUUGUGGGCAAGCCGCUUUUGAUGCAAUGUUGACAGUUUGCUAGAGUUAUAUAAUUCGUGAUUUUGAUUGAAAUUUGAAAUCUUGGAUUAACCAUCUAAAUUUCUUAAUUACAACCUACCUUUGCUUUAAAUUUAGCUAAAAAUUUAAAUUCUAACCUAAUAUAGGUAUGAUGUGACUGUAGCUAGGAUCCAGCGAGAGUCGACGAUGUCAUUUUGGGAAGACGAGCCGUUCCUUAAAUCGACGAGAUCUAGUCGUAGUUCUCAAAGUUCCGAAUCAUCAAAUGUUGUCGAAACUGGUUUUAAGAAGCUUCAGAUGACCGUCAAUAGUCUACAAAGAGCGUGGUCUUCCGCACGAUGUGUCUCGAAAGAUGAUUGGUUGGAAUGGCUUCGUCGCCUCAGUCUGGAAUUCCUUAAAGAGUCCCCUUCACCUCCAUUGAGAUCUUGUUGGGCUCUUGCUCAAUCCCAUCCACCGCUUGCCAGAGAUUUGCUAAACGCAUCGUUUGUGUCCUGUUGGUGUGAACUUCAUGAGGAGAUGCAAAAUGAACUCGUGAAGAACCUCGAACAUUCCUUAAGAUCUCAGAAUAUCCCUGAAGUGACGCAAACUUUGUUAAACCUGGCCGAGUUUAUGGAGCAUACCGAUAUCGGAUCAUUGCCUCUGAGUGGAGAAUUGCUUGGUCAGUGUGCGUCGAAGUCUAGAGGUUAUGCCAAAGCUCUUCAUUACAAAGAACAGGAGUUCCACAACGGUCCAAACACCGAGACACUUGAAGCGUUAAUUAGCAUCAACAACAAGCUACAACAACCUGAAGCUGCCUAUGGUAUCCUGUCGUAUGCCAUGAAAGACCAUGGUCCUGAUAUGAAGAUGAAAGAUCUGAAAGUGAAAGAACGUUGGUACGAGAAGCUUCACGAAUGGGAAAAUGCUUUACAAGCUUACCAGAAGAAACUGGAAGAAGACCCAGAGGUUAUAGAACACACGUUGGGAAAGAUGAGAUGUCUCGAAGCUUUGGGAGAGUGGGGAGAACUCCAUAAAGUUGCUUGUCGAAAGUGGCCGGAUGUCAGCGAUGAUACCCGUAAAGACAUGGCACGCAUGGCGGCCGCAGCUGCAUGGGGUCUUGGUAACUGGGAAAGCAUGGAGGAAUACACGUGUCUUAUUCCACGCGAGACAUUAGACGGAGCAUUUUACCGCGCAGUCAUGGCCCUUCAUCAAGAUCACUUUCAACAAGCUCAGACAUGUAUCGAUGCCGCUCGAGAUGUCCUGGAUACCGAGUUAACUGCGAGAGCUGGUGAGAGUUAUAAUCGUGCAUACGGAGCAGUCGUGAAUGCACAGAUGUUGUCCGAACUGGAGGAAAUUAUUCAAUACAAGCUUGUACAAGAACGACAAGAAACCAUCAAGCUCACCUGGUGGAACAGACUACAAGGAUGUCAGAAAGUCGUUGAAGAUUGGCAUAAAAUCCUUCAAGUUCGAUCCUUAGUGUUGAGUCCUCAAGAAGACAUGCAGUCUUGGUUAAAAUACUCAAGUCUUUGUCGAAAGAGCGGCCACCUGGCGUUAAGUCACAAAACCUUAGUUAUGCUUCUGGAUAAAGAUCCCUCGAAGAACCCAGAUGAGCCUUUACCCACCACAUAUCCACAGGUUACCUUCGCCUAUAUGAAGUAUAUGUACCGCAACGGACAGAAGCAGGAAGCAUUUCAACACCUCCAGCAUUUCGUGCAAACAACUUUGCACCAGCAAGCCUUGCAGUCAAUCAGCCCUCAGGACGAACAGAAAAGACAAGAAUUGUUGAAACUCCUAGCUCGAGGUUAUCUGAAACUCGGUGACUGGCAGACCGAUCUUGCUGGCUUUAAUGAAGACACUAUCCCGAUGAUCUUGAAACACUACAAGGCCGCAACAGAGAACGAUCAGACGUGGUAUAAAGCAUGGCAUCAGUGGGCUUUUAUGAACUUUGAAGCUGUAUUGUACUACAAGAAUCGACAGUAUUUACCCGAUGAUAAAGAUGAUUCAACGAAUCCGAUCGUCAACUAUGCCGUCCCAGCUGUUCAAAGUUUCUUCAAAUCAAUCGCGCUUUCUAGUCCAGGAAAUUCACUUCAAGACACCCUGAGAUUGCUAACUCUGGCCUUCGACUUCGGAGAACUAACGAAUGUUUACGAUGCCAUCGUGGAGGGUAUGAAAACAAUCGAAAUCGAUACCUGGCUACAAGUUAUUCCACAACUCAUCGCCAGAAUUGACACACCUCGGGAGCUGGUUGCCCGUCUUGUACAGCAAUUGUUAACUGAUAUUGGUAAACAGCAUCCUCAGGCUCUUAUAUACCCGUUAACUGUCGCCUCGAAGUCGGCAAGUCCCGCCAGAUACAACGCAGCCAAUCAGAUCUUGAACAACAUGUGUGAACAUAGUCAAGUGUUGGUGCAACAAGCGAUGAUGGUCAGUGAAGAAUUGAUUCGCGUCGCCAUCUUAUGGCAUGAACUUUGGCACGAAGGACUCGAAGAAGCCUCACGACUUUAUUUCGGUGAAAAAAACGUGAAAGGAAUGUUUGCUGUUUUGGAACCGUUACAUUCUAAGAUGGAACGCGGACCACAGACACUAAAGGAGACCUCGUUCAGCCAAGCACAUGCGCGCGAUUUGAUGGAAGCCCAAGAAUGGUGUAAGAAGUAUCAACGAUCUGGAAACGUAAAAGAUCUAACCCAAGCAUGGGAUUUGUACUAUCACGUGUUCCGUAAGAUUGCCAAGCAGUUACCUCAGCUUACCUCACUGGAGUUGCAGUACGUCUCACCAAAAUUGCUCAUGUCCCGAGAUCUGGAACUAGCUGUCCCAGGCACGUAUGAACCUCAUAAACCCGUCAUUCACAUAGGUCAUGUCCACUCAUCACUGAAUGUCAUCAUUUCAAAGCAACGGCCAAGGAAACUGGCCAUCACUGGCAGCAAUGGAGCAGAGUUCAUGUUCUUAUUGAAAGGUUAGUUACUUUAAUCACCCACUUUAGUCUUAUUUUAACUACAUUCUAACUUAUUUCAGCUAAUUACAGCCUAAUAAUGAGUUAAAAACAAGUAAUUCAUUCCAGAGCUUGGUUGUACCACCCGCUAUCCACCGGAUAGUGAUUUUUAACCUUUGUUAAAUCACUAUGUGCAACCGGCCCCUGGACUAUAUUACUAGAGUGAGUAAUAUAUUCUAAACGGUCGAAAAGCGACAUACAACCGGACUCAGACGAUUCUUGUAGCUACUUCUUUAGCAAUACUUUUUAUCUUUAUAGGACAUGAGGAUCUUCGCCAAGAUGAACGUGUCAUGCAGUUGUUUGGUCUAGUCAACACACUGUUGGACAAAGACCCGACCACCUCGAAGCGACAUUUGAGUAUCCAGCGUUACUCCGUCAUUCCACUGUCUACAAACUCCGGUCUCAUAGGCUGGGUCCCGCAUUGUGACACCCUCCACGCGCUCAUUCGGGACUAUCGCGAGAAGAAGAAGAUAUUAUUGAAUAUUGAACAUCGGAUUAUGUUAAGAAUGGCGCCAGAUUUUGACCACCUCACAUUAAUGCAAAAGGUGUGUACACCCCUCCCAGCUAUAACAAUCACUAUUGGUAGUCUUGGGUCCAUAAAACAUUCUGUUUCCCUAGACAAUAAGAUUCGGACUUGUACAGGACUCGAUCUUAAAUGUUUAAUUCCAGACGAGGCAAGUCACAAGUCUGAACUCGCGUCCUACAAAACUAGCUUAAUUAAUAACGAGCAGGAAUGCCAGGAAACGCGUGGUUAAAACUUUACAUGUAAUAAAAAUACAGGGAGUUUUGAAUGGUUUCAAAAAUUGCUGGUAGUCUCUCGUUUCUCGAAAACGAUUUGACAAAUUAUUUUAUAUUUAAAGCCAGGAACCUGCUUCGUUCUUUAGAGAACAUUCCUUCAAUUGUAGGAGGUCUGACCAGCUGUGAGGUGCCUAUCGAAAAAUACUUCAUUUUUAUAUUAGAACCUUUUUCACUUAUAUGUGUAACAAAAUACCAGUGAUCCGAAAGCUUCUCUAACAAGUCAAUGUCGUAGCCGGACUCAGCUUGUGGGGCGAGUCUACAUUGGCACGUAAUGUUAAAAAAUUACAUAUGUCAAUUUUAAACAUUUAUCUAUAUAAUUUGACUAUUCUAAUUUACUUUAAUAAUUUGACUAUAUUAAUUUAUACUAAUUUGGUAAGUAAAUAUAUUAUACAUUUUGUGUGUGUGUUGGUGUCAUGUACUCAGGUGAAUAUGAUGUCUGAGUGUGCAUCCACACCGGGCAAGCUUAAACGUUUUCCUGACCACGGUGGGAAUCGAACCCGCGACCUUUGGGAUACUAGUCGAACCGACUUGACCUCGUAGCUCAGUUGGUAGAGCAUUGGACUAGUAUCCCAAAGGUCGCGGGUUCUAUUCCCACCGUGGUCAGGAAAACUUUUCAGCUUGCCCGGUGUGGAUGCACACUCAGAGUAACACCACAAACAUCAAGUAAAUAUAUGUCAAUUCUCAACAUUAUUUUCAUAUUGCAGGUUGAAGUAUUUGAGCAAGCCCUAGCAAAUACCCAAGGUGAUGACUUAGCCAAACUCUUGUGGCUCAAAAGUCCAAGCUCUGAAGUCUGGUUUGACCGUCGUACAAACUACACCCGUUCUUUGGCCGUUAUGUCCAUGGUUGGCUAUGUCUUGGGACUAGGAGACCGACAUCCUUCGAACCUUAUGUUGGACCGUCUCACAGGCAAGAUUCUUCACAUCGAUUUUGGCGAUUGCUUCGAAGUCGCUAUGACACGAGAAAAGUUCCCGGAGAAAAUUCCCUUCCGAUUGACAAGAAUGUUGAUCAAUGCAAUGGAAGUCACAGGUAAGGAUGGUGGUGGUGGUGGUUAAUGGUAUUAUUUGUGGUUGGUGAUUGUUCUAUCAAGGUGGUUUGGUAAAAAUGGUACGUAGUGAGAGUUCUGAUGUUGAUGGUAUUAUUGUGUAGUUGUUCUGUUGAGGUGGUUGAUGGUGGUGUUGUGAUGGUAGUUAAUGGUACCAUCACCGAUGGUAGGUAAUGGUACUUACCAUCACAUGGCUCGGUAAUGGUACUUCUGAUGUCCAGGGUGGUAUUUUUUGUUAUGAUGGUUAUUCUGUUGACUAUCUGGUGCGAUGGUGAUGAUACGUGAUGGCAAUGUGUAAUGGUUAAUUUGAAAGUAUCUAAUGUAACAAAUAAAUAAUGUAACAAAUAUUUUAAUUUCCCAAUAUGUGAUGGAUGUUUGGCGCAUUGAUUUUGUAUGAAAUAUUUACGGUAUGUAAAACACUAUCUAUUUUUCUCAAGGCAUUGAUGGUAACUAUCGCCUGACAUGCCAACGUGUAAUGAGCGUUCUCCGUGAAAAUAAAGACAGUGUUAUGGCAGUGUUAGAAGCAUUUGUAUACGAUCCUCUGCUUAACUGGCGUCUAAUGGACACCGCACCUAAAGCAAAGAAAUCUAAAGCUCGCUCGGACUCUAUAGCGGACAGUGGCUCGGAUCUCUUAGAAAGCGUGCAACAUGAAGUACCGAACAGGAAAAUGACGACAAACAUACAGCAGUUACACUCCAUGGACAACGGAAAUCGCGAGCCUGAAGCCUUGAAUAAGAAAGCAGUAUCCAUUAUCAAUCGCGUGCGUGAUAAGUUGACUGGGAACGACUUUCCAAACCGUGAUGUGUUAGACGUGAAAACACAGGUCGAGUUGUUGAUUGAUCAAGCAACAUCUUAUGAGAAUCUAUGUCAGGGUUAUAUUGGAUGGUGCCCAUUUUGGUAACAUUCAAGACUCGUAUGUUAACAUUGAAAGUUUGUAUACUUUGAAAACGGGCUUGAAUUAAGGCCACGUUUAUUUUUUGUUGGAUUAUGGAUUUGGCUCGCCAUUAUUAAAAGGCGGAAGGGAAAAUAAAAAUGAAGAAUUGUCUAAUACCAUGUACAUCUAUAAGUCAAGACAAUGCGUGUUGAACACUGAAGUGGUGUUUAAGGUUUAGCCAACAUGUCAGCUUGACUUUAUUCUCGCAAAUUUUAUAUUUCUGAGUGUCGUGCUCGGAAAAUAAAUACUAAAUGUAAAAUAUGGUCGGUGAGAAAAAAAACAAACAUGGUUUUUAAAACUAUUUUUUAAAAAUACAAAUGUCGGGAAAUCCAUAAUCCAACCAGCGAGCGCUAUAUAUAUCUGGAGCAAUUGACCUGUGAGAAAAGUAAAGAUGGUGGAAAUUGACGUCCAAUAGCUAUGAAGGUCGAAAACAGUUCAGAUACCAUUCUCCCGAGCUAAUUUCAGUUUUUUCUAACGGACAGUAUCGCUAAACAAGUUUUCAGUUCACAAAACCAUAUAGUGUUAUUUUUUAAAUCGAGGUCAAAAUACGAAAUUUCGGCACACUCCUUGCCAGCUUCGUGUUAACCGCGCAGAUGGGAACGAUAGAAAGGGACUGGAACCGACAUCCAAAUCAGCCAAUAGCUCUUCAAUUUCCGCCAUUUUGGCUUCUCUUUUUGGACUCGAGUUCUCGCUCCAGAUGAUAUAUAUUUAGAGAGAGAGAGCUCACUGAAUCCAACCAAAAAAGCGUGAUUUGAUUUCUUAAUGAUUUAAUUAGAUGCUCUAAUAUUAGCCAGGGUGUCCACGGGCCUUGAAAAUCCUGGAAAGUCCUUGAAUUGGAAGGAAAAAAUUCCAGGACUGGAAAGUCAUUGAAAAUUAGUAGAAGUCCUUGAAAGUCCUGAAAUUAAUUUCCUUAACCUCCAGCUGUGCUAACAUUAGUGAUUUUGAUUAAAAUUACUGAAUAAACUGAAUCAAAGAGGGGCAAAUCCGUGCUAUUUUCAAAGUUUUUCCCAGUUCUAUAGGUCCUUGAAUUUACUGAAAAAGGGACCUAAAAGUCCUGGAAAAGGCCUUGAAUCUCACCUUCACCAAAGGGUGGACACCCUGAUUAGUGUUCUGGGGAUUUGACUACCUCCACAACUUUGCAUUCCAUGCUUGCUAGUGAAAUGUGGUCCCUGCAGUCGUACUCCUAUAGUCCAAUCUAAAUUCCUCUAUUGUAUGUGUUACUGCUGCCGAUUUGAUAUAUAUAGUCUAUGUAAAAUGUACACAUGUAUUUGAUCUGAAAUUUGGGACUUGAAUUUUUAAUUUUAUAUUGACUUUAGUUUCCCGUUCAUUAAGGCCGCCAUAUUUGUGGUUAGGCUUUGGGGGCAUAUCUGACGUCGGUUGCCGGAUAGCGCUAUCCAUCGGAUGGUCAAUAGAGACGGAUGAUCAGUUUGGAUGAACGUCGGCGAAGAAGGGAUAGUUGGACUGAUAAUUCGUCUUUGUAUAAACGCGGCAAACCGACGGACCAUCCUUUCGUACGAACUAUCUGCGCAGUUCUAAGGCUUACCGUAGCACGCAUUGUUGGAUUGCCAUUUUGAGUUCUUCGCCAAACCACCAAAAUCCAUGCAAAAAUAAUAUUUUCCUGUGUAAGUCAAAUAUAAAACUUCGUGCAUAUGUAGAUUUCAAAGAACGAAUGGUGCCACACAUUGUGACAAGACAAACUCGACUUAAAUUAUUUGGCAUUCCGGUAUAUAAGAUGACACAAAUUUCCUCCAAGAUGUCAGGAAAUUUCCUGCGAAUAUAUUUUGUUAAAACGUCCUGGCAGCAUUGCUGCUGGCACUACCAGACAUUUUCCAGGACUGCCCUGAGCUCUCUUUACUUAAUCACGACGUAAAUUUAAUAUAACUGCAAACAUUAAUAUAUGCAACAUUUAUACAGUACGACUAAUAAAAAUUUCUAUAAAAAUCACACAACAUUGAAGACUUUUAACCUCGAUUUAUAUAAUGCUAAUAGUCAUAUAGUUAUUCCACUUUUUAUUAAUAUCAUUUAAUUGAAUUGGAAAAAUUGCAAAUACCGACUACUCUUGUUAACCAUUCACAUGCGAAACAAAGAGUAAAAACACUUUGAUUUAUACCAAAAAUAAAAGAGUCUGCUUACACAGACACAUUAAACCAUUCCACGAAUCCACAGCCUUGUUUGCUGCAAAUAAUAUAGAUCCGAACUAAUUCCCUUGCGAUAUUCAUUCCCGCUCUAUUGCAGCCACAAAAGUUGCAAGAAAUUCUUCUCUUCUGUAGACAAAGUUUACUAACAGCGGAUUAAAAUCCACUGAUUAAAUAUAAAAUUAAAUAUCCACUCCAAACAUAUUUAUGUUCAGUGAAGGUCUUUAAACGCUUCCUCCAACAACAGUGGCACGUUGUACUCACGAGAAAGUACAGAAUCCGAGAUCAUCAAAUCUAUCUCCAAUAGCAGUGACACACCUCAGGUACUUACGACAGAGUACAGAAUGAGAGAACUCUAUCUUCAACAACAUACCUUACUUGGGGCAUAGUACCGAGUCUUCUCCAAGUACAUUGCAUAAUUCUUUCAAUCUUUCUUGCAUUUUGGGAACUCCAGAGAGUUGAGAUUCCAGCUGUUGUUUCUCUUCAUGUAAUGUUAGUCGUGUCGCAGUAUCGAGGACCUCCCAACGCCAGCCACCUUCACCGUCAAACUGAAGCAAAUGUGUGUGGAACUUCCUG